AUGAGACCCGACCCACAUAAACAGGCCGCCUCGAGAAAAUACCACAACAAGGUCAAGUCUCGGGGAGGUAGCGCUGCAGGAACCACAGGAGUAGGAGAAUCGACCUCAACCCCUGCCUCAAGAGGCGGAAGAGGAGGUGGACAAGGGGCAGGCGCUGGAUCCAAUCGUGGCUCGCGUGGAGGCGGACGUGGUGGACGUGGAGGAUAUCGUGGCAGGAGCAAUGAUGACGAGGAUGAAGGCGAAGGCGAGCCAGACGAGGAUGGUGAAUACGGUUCGUCCCCUAGAAAGAAUUACGCCAGGCGCAAGAUUACAAGCAAUGCAGAUCGGUACGCCGAACGCGAUGUAGAAGUGAACGAGGAGGAGGAACUGGAACAAGGCAUAGACAGGCAAACUAUAGCAUUUCGUGAAAUGCUCAAGGACUCAGACCAGAAGAAAACAUUUGAUCCAGCGGCAUAUUUCCGCUUCAAGUCUGAGAAGGCAGUCGAGACACAGGAUGCAUUGGAGGAUUCGCAACAGGCGCGCAAGCUGUUGGAAGUCCGCCUGAAUGACAUUGAGGCUGCAUUGAUGACGCUCUCAAUCAAGGAUCGUCUUUGCCUCCGAAACUCAGAUGUGAAAGCACUCGAUCGGGAUAUUGUGGGAAAGGUCUCGCUGACAACAGGAAAACCGAUCGUCCCCAAGCUGGUCCGAGGUCAAGUUGCCGCGGAUACCUUGAUCAAACCUUCUGCUAGUGCUGGUGCCGCCUCUACAACCACAAUGUCAGCCCAAUACAGCAAAGCAGUGUCAGGGUCAUCAGAUGCCAGCAAGCAAGAUUCAAUAGACGACGAUCUGGAUGAACUCCUCGACAUUACGAAAUCAUACGGUCGUGCCCGUCCUGCACCAACACCAUCAUCUGAUGCAGUGACCUUGUCUGCAAUGGUCAAGCCUACCACUCCUACCGCUGCUAAUGCAUCUAGAACAAAGUUUUCAUUGCAACCACUUUCAAAGGGUGGUGCCAAGGCGACGACCAACGAUAAGACCAGCCCACCUGCACGUAAGGUUCUCCCGCCACUCAAGAAAGGAGCCCCAUCAUCGGGUCCGGCCGAGAAGAAGGACGAGGCUUGGCUUGACUCUGUGCUUGGGAUUUAG
Messenger RNA from Linnemannia hyalina, 1125 nucleotides. NCBI's taxonomy places the organism in Eukaryota, Fungi, Mortierellomycota, Mortierellomycetes, Mortierellales, Mortierellaceae. The record is from the annotation of a GenBank genome assembly.